Messenger RNA from Suillus fuscotomentosus, 1482 nucleotides. RefSeq lists its product as uncharacterized. The record is from RefSeq and is a predicted model, not a curated record. Gene Ontology annotation, cellular component: endoplasmic reticulum membrane. Gene Ontology annotation, biological process: unsaturated fatty acid biosynthetic process. NCBI's taxonomy places the organism in Eukaryota, Fungi, Basidiomycota, Agaricomycetes, Boletales, Suillaceae. The transcript is spliced from 6 exons. The coding region runs from base 1 to 1482 and encodes 493 amino acids. Gene Ontology annotation, molecular function: stearoyl-CoA 9-desaturase activity; heme binding; iron ion binding.
AUGUCGACCGUCCCUCCAGUUCGCUCGACGCCUUCGUCGAUGGAGACUCUCACCCCCCCUAUUACUCCGAAGCUUAAUGCCGACCCUACCUCCCAGCCCUCAAAGAAGUUUAUUGACGAUCCCGAGCACGUCCCCGCGGACGUUAAUAUUCCAGAUAACUACGUGUCCUACACUCUCAAACAUCAAAAAUCCCUUCCCCCACUCGGUUGGGACAACUGGUACACAGAGUUAAACUGGUUACACGUUGCAAUUCUCGCCGGCACGCCUGUCAUCGGUCUCGUCGGCGCGUACUACACUCCCCUUCGAUGGGAGACCGCCGUUUGGUCAGUCGUAUACUACUACAUGACCGGUCUCGGCAUCACUGCAGGUUACCACCGGCUAUGGGCACACCGUUCUUACAACGCGUCGAAGCCCCUUCAGUAUGUUCUUGCAUUCGUCGGCGCAGGCGCGGUUGAAGGCUCUAUCAAAUGGUGGUCACGAGGACACCGUGCUCACCAUCGUUACACCGACACCGACCUUGACCCAUACAACGCACACCGCGGUCUUCUAUGGUCACACAUCGGAUGGAUGGUUGUCAAGCCCCGUCGCAAACCUGGCGUUGCUGAUGUUAGCGACUUGACAAAGAACGAGAUCGUGAGAUGGCAGCACAAAUACUACCUGAGCCUGGUCGUGAUCAUGGGCUUCCUCUUCCCCACUGUCGUGGCUGGUCUUUGCUGGGGCGACUGGCAGGGUGGCUACAUCUACGCCGGUCUUUUGCGUCUUUGCUUUGUUCACCAUUCCACGUUUUGCGUGAAUUCGCUCGCUCAUUGGUUGGGUGAAACGCCAUUCGACGACAAACACAGCCCUCGCGAUCACCUCGUAACUGCCCUCGUCACAAUUGGUGAAGGAUACCACAACUUCCACCACCAAUUCCCCAUGGACUACCGCAACGCCAUCAAGUGGUACCAAUACGACCCUACAAAGUGGUUCAUUUGGUCGUGCCAGAAGCUUGGUCUCGCAAGCCAUUUGAAGUCCUUCCCUGACAACGAGGUCCGCAAGGGUCAGCUCACCAUGCAACUGAAACGUCUUCGCGAGACCCAGGAAACCCUGUCAUGGCCUACUGAUAACAGUGACCUGCCCGUCAUUUCCUGGGAGAGCUACCUUGAACAAGCCAAGAGUCGUCCGGUCAUCUGCAUUGCUGGCUUCAUUCACGAUGUUUCAGACUUCCUUGACGAUCACCCUGGAGGCCGUCACUUGUUGACGAAACACAUUGGCCGAGAUGCUACUACAGCAUUCUUUGGAGGCGUUUAUGACCACAGUAACGCCGCACAUAACCUCCUUGCAAUGAAGCGUGUCGGCGUGCUUCACGGUGGAUCUCCACAUGGUCUUGAAGAUAAGGUCAUCCCUCCAAGCCAGCGCCUUCGCAUUGCACGAUAUAACGAGAUCGGUGGCAGCGGAUACAGCUCGGCAGCCCUCUCUGACGGCGAGGGUCUCCUUGGGUGA